AGCAGAAAUCAUGGCUGGAGGCCUUUAGAGCAAGCAGAUCUAGAUGUGUUUCUGAAGCAGAUCUUGCAGAUCUAGAUGUGCUUCUGAAGCUAUGAUCUCACUUCCUCUUGGGAAGGAUAACUGAGAACAGAAAUGGCUGAGGCUGUUGUUUCUCUCGUGGUGGAGAAACUCGGAGACUUCCUAAUCCAAGAAGCCAAAUUCUUGUAUGGAGUCCGUGGUCAAGUCGAGUGGCUAGAAGGUGAAUUGCGGCAAAUUCAAUGCUUCUUGAAGGACGCUGACAACAAACGGAAGGGGAACGAUGAGGGAGUAAAGAAUUGGGUGAAAGAUGUCAGAGAUAUUGCUUACGACGCUGAGGACAUCGUCGAAACAUUUGUGCUCAAGAUCGAGAGACGGCAGAGGUGGAGGGGCUUCGGGAGCCUCGUCAUUAGGUAUGCCCUUAUCUUCGGUGAAUUAAUAGCUUGCCAUAGAAUUGGCUUGAAUAUUUCAGAGAUCAAGUCAAGGAUCCUUGACAUCUCCGAUCGUAGAGCUCGAUAUGGCAUCGCCAAUAUAGAUGAAAGUACUGGGGGAGAAGGGGGGAGCCAUGCAGAUGAGAGUGUGCAAUCCCGGCGGCGGAUAUUACCACAUGUUGAUGACUCAGAUACUGUAGGUUUCGAGGAUGACAGGAAAGCAAUUGUAGAGCAAUUACUCGAUCCAAGAAAUACACGGCGUUGCGUGAUCUCGAUAGUUGGAAUGGGUGGUCAGGGCAAGACUACACUUGCUAAAAAGGUUUACAAUACCGGCGAAAUCAAGAGAAGCUUUGAGAAAUAUGCGUGGAUAUCAGUUUCUCAGGACUAUAAUGUGACAAAGAUUUUGAAGAACAUCAUGAGGAAAAUUAUGGGAAUUUCAGAGGAAGAACUGGAUAGGAUCCAAGAAGAUGACUUGGAAGAGAAGCUGCAUGAGUUCUUGAAAGACAAGAGAUAUCUGAUCGUGAUGGAUGAUAUAUGGAGUACAGAAGUAUGGAAAAAAAUUGUGCCAGCCUUUCCAGAUGCGAAGAAUGGAAGCAGAAUCAUUUUCACUUCACGCUCGAUAGAUGUUGCAAAAUCUGCUGAUCCAGAUUCCCCACCCUAUGAGUUAAGGUUUCUAAAUGGACAGGAGAGCUGGGAACUCUUUCUUAGGAAGGUUUUUCCGACUCAAGAAGUUCAAACGAGCUGCCCUGACAACUUGGUGACGUUGGGUCGAGAACUCGUGGAAAGAUGUGGUGGUUUACCUCUUGCUCUUGUUGUGCUAGGAGGCAUGCUAUCGAAAAAAGAUAAAAAUCGUACCGAAUGGUCAAAAGUGAAGAAGAGCUUGAAAUGGGAGACAACCAAAGAUGUCAAACAAUGCUUAGAUGUAUUGGCUUUGAGCUAUGAAGACUUACCUUACAACCUGAAAUCAUGCUCUCUCUAUCUAGGUUGUUUCCCUGAGGACUCAGAGAUCAGUGCUGCUAAACUGAUUAGGUUAUGGACUGCGGAAGGCUUCAUUCCGGCAAGAGAGAGGGAAACUUUAGAAGAAACAGCAGCAGAUUACUUGGAAGAGUUAGUCCAGAGGUGCAUGGUUCAAGUUGUGGAAAGGAGGUCUGAUGGGGUUGUUAAAACCUUCCGAGUUCACGAUCUCCUGCGUGAAUUUUGCAUAUUGGAAGCAAAAGAGGCUCGAUUUCUCGACGUUUAUAGCACUGAAGAUUGGACAACCUCAAGUGCUUCACGCCGUGCGGCUUUAUUCCACAACGGUGCUGAUGUACUGGAGUCUCUUUAUUCUUCUCAAUUCCUGCGGACUCUCGUAGGCUUCAAUUGGUAUGCAAGCACUGGUCCUGUAGAGCUGAGGCUACAGAAUCUGAACUUACUAAGAGUGAUUGAUCUGGAAGGGGCAUCACUUCAGGAGCUGCCCAAGGAAAUCAAAAGCCUAAUCCAUUUGAGAUAUUUGGGCCUGAGAAGGACCAGGGUGUCACGGAUUCCACCAUCCAUCGGAGAUCUUUGCUAUCUACGAACUCUUGAUGUAAGGCGGACACCUGCCAGGUCUUUGCCUGAUGCAUUUUGGAAGAUUCCAUCACUAAGGCAUGUAGUCUUUAGCCGGGCUUGCGCGAUCCCGAUCCCACGAAAGAUCUGUGCUGCAAAGAAUCUGCAGACCUUGAAGGGAGUACGUGGUGGAUCAUGGAUUGAGAAGCAGCUGCCACAGCUGACCAACCUUCAGAAGCUCGCGAUACUCGAAGUUUCAGACUUAGAUGAAAUGAUGCUGUCCAAUUCACUCAGGAACCUGAGUUCUCUAGUUUCAUUCGCACUCGGAGGAAAUCCGAUCCCCGCCGACAUCGUUCCGGCGUUAUCAGGACAUGAGCACCUUCAUGUUUUGCAUCUAAGUGGACCUAUGUCAAAGAGGCCACAAUUACCCAACAGCAAUGAAUUCCCUCAGAACGUCACCAAGCUCACAUUGCAGGGAUCUAAUCUAGAAGUGGACCCAAUGGCAACGCUGGGGAAGCUGCAAAACCUUAGGGUUCUUAGCUUGGGGCUUCACGCAUAUGCAGGGAAAGAAAUGGUUUGCUUUGCAGGUGGCUUCUUGCAGCUGAAACGGUUGCAUCUCCAUGGUCUGAGGGCACUGGAAAAUUGGAGGGUGGAGGAGGGGGCGAUGCCUGGUCUCAUCCACCUGUCUAUUGUUGACUGUAAUGCACUGAAGAUGCUUCCACAAGGACUAAGAUAUGUCACUACCCUUAAAGAGCUGGAGCUGCUGCAUAUGCCGGCCGCAUUUCGGGAUAGAGUUCGGGAAAAUGAUGGCGAGGAUUGGGUUGCGAUAAGCCAUGUUCCCUCCAUCAUCAUAAGCUUCAAUUGGUAUGCAAGCACUGGUCCUGUAGAGCUGAGGCUACAGAAUCUGAACUUACUAAGAGUGAUUGAUCUGGAAGGGGCAUCACUUCAGGAGCUGCCCAAGGAAAUCAAAAGCCUAAUCCAUUUGAGAUAUUUGGGCCUGAGAAGGACCAGGGUGUCACGGAUUCCACCAUCCAUCGGAGAUCUUUGCUAUCUACAAACUCUUGAUGUAAGGCGGACACCUGCCAGGUCUUUGCCUGAUGCAUUUUGGAAGAUUCCAUCACUAAGGCAUGUAGUCUUUAGCCGGGCUUGCGCGAUCCCGAUCCCACGAAAGAUCUGUGCUGCAAAGAAUCUGCAGACCUUGAAGGGAGUACGUGGUGGAUCAUGGAUUAAGAAGCAGCUGCCACAGCUGACCAACCUUCAGAAGCUCGCGAUACUCGAAGUUUCAGAUUUAGAUGAAAUGAUGCUGUCCAAUUCACUCAGGAACCUGAGUUCUCUAGUUUCAUUCGCACUCGGAGGAAAUCCGAUCCCCGCUGACAUCAUUCCGGCGUUAUCAGGACAUGAGCACCUUCAUGUUUUGCAUCUAAGUGGACCUAUGUCAAAGAGGCCGCAAUUACCCAACAGCAAUGAAUUCCCUCAGAAAGUCACCAAGCUCACAUUGCAGGGAUCUAAUCUAGAAGUGGACCCAAUGGCAACGCUGGAGAAGCUGCAAAACCUUAGGGUUCUUAGCUUGGGGUUUCACGCAUAUGCAGGGAAAGAAAUGGUUUGCUUUGCAGGUGGCUUCUUGCAGCUGCAACGGUUGCAUCUCCAGGGUCUGAGGGCACUGGAAAAUUGGAGGGUGGAGGAGGGGGCGAUGCCUGGUCUCAUCCACCUGUCUAUUGUUGACUGUAAUGCACUGAAGAUGCUUCCACAAGGACUAAGAUAUGUCACUACCCUUAAAGAGCUGGAGCUGCUGCAUAUGCCGGCCGCAUUUCGGGAUAGAGUUCGGGAAAAUGAUGGCGAGGAUUGGGUUGCGAUAAGCCAUGUUCCCUCCAUCAUCAUAAAAUGAUAUCUGACU
Messenger RNA from Phoenix dactylifera (date palm), 3864 nucleotides. The record is from RefSeq and is a predicted model, not a curated record. NCBI's taxonomy places the organism in Eukaryota, Viridiplantae, Streptophyta, Magnoliopsida, Arecales, Arecaceae.